GGAAGUAGCGUCAACCCCGAGAGCAGAGGAUCCGUGCGGUGGCGGCAAGGUCUAGGGACGCUUUUGCAACAUGUCUCACCUGCCCAUGAAACUCCUGCGCAAGAAGAUCGAGAAGCGGAACCUCAAAUUGCGGCAGCGAAACCUAAAACUGCAGGGGGCCUUGAGUGUGAGCCUGUCAGAAACUCAAAAUGGAGAUGUAUCUGAAGAAACAACAGAAGGUGGAAAAGUUAAAAAAUCCCUAAAACAGUCAAUGAAGGUGGGCUUGUCAAAAGCUCAAAAUGGAGACCUGUCUGAAGAAACAGUGGAAAAUAUAAAAGUAAAAAAAUCCCCCCAGAAAUCUACCGUAUUAACCAAUGGACAAGCAGCAAUGCAGUCUCCCAAUUCAGAAUCAAAAAAAAAAAAGAAGAAGAAGAAGAGAAAAAUGGUAAAUGAUUCUGGGCCUGAUGCAAAAAAAGCAAAAACUGAAAACAAAGGGCAGUCCAAAGAAGCAAGCGCUGAGGCACAGGAAGAAACAGGAAACAAGGUGGAGAAGCCAGGUGCUGAGGAGGAUGACAGUGAAGUGCCCAGCCUGCCCCUGGGACUGACAGGAGCUUUUGAGGAUACUUCAUUCACUUCUCUAACUAAUCUUGUCAAUGAAAACACUCUGAAGGCAAUAAAAGAAAUGGGCUUUACAAACAUGACUGAAAUUCAACAUAAAAGUAUCAGGCCACUUCUGGAAGGCAGGGAUCUUCUAGCAGCUGCAAAAACAGGCAGUGGCAAGACCCUGGCUUUUCUCAUUCCUGCUGUUGAACUCAUUGUUAAGUUAAAGUUCAUGCCCAGGAAUGGAACAGGAGUCCUUAUUCUCUCACCAACUAGAGAACUGGCCAUGCAGACUUUCGGUGUUCUUAAGGAGCUGAUGACUCACCAUGUGCACACAUACGGGUUAAUAAUGGGUGGCAGUAACAGAUCUGCUGAAGCACAGAAACUUGCUAAUGGGAUCAACAUCAUUGUGGCCACACCAGGCCGUCUCCUGGACCACAUGCAGAAUACCCCAGGGUUUAUGUAUAAAAAUCUACAGUGUCUGGUUAUUGAUGAGGCUGAUCGUAUCUUGGAUGUUGGGUUUGAAGAGGAAUUAAAGCAAAUUAUUAAACUUCUGCCAAUACGCAGACAAACUAUGCUCUUUUCUGCCACACAAACUCGAAAAGUUGAAGACCUGGCAAGGAUUUCUCUGAAAAAGGAGCCACUGUAUGUUGGUGUCGAUGAUGAUAAAACUAAUGCAACAGUGGAUGGUCUUGAGCAGGGAUAUGUUGUUUGUCCCUCUGAAAAGAGAUUCCUGCUGCUCUUUACAUUCCUUAAGAAGAACCGAAAAAAGAAACUGAUGGUCUUCUUUUCAUCCUGUAUGUCCGUGAAAUACCACUACGAGUUGCUGAACUACAUUGAUUUGCCUGUCUUGGCCAUUCAUGGAAGGCAGAAGCAAAAUAAGCGUACCACCACAUUCUUCCAGUUCUGCAACGCAGAUUCAGGGAUAUUGUUAUGCACGGAUGUGGCAGCAAGAGGGCUGGAUAUUCCUGAAGUCGACUGGAUUGUUCAGUAUGACCCUCCGGAUGACCCUAAGGAAUAUAUUCAUCGUGUCGGUAGAACGGCCAGAGGCCUAAAUGGAAGAGGGCAUGCCUUGCUCAUUUUGCGCCCAGAAGAACUGGGUUUCCUUCGUUACCUGAAGCAAUCCAAGGUUCCAUUAAGUGAAUUUGACUUUUCCUGGUCUAAAAUUUCCAACAUCCAAUCUCAGCUUGAACAAUUGAUUGAAAAGAACUACUUUCUUCAUAAGUCAGCCCAGGAAGCAUAUAAGUCAUACAUCCGUGCCUAUGAUUCCCACUCUCUGAAACAGAUCUUUAAUGUUAAUAACUUAAAUUUGCCUCAAGUUGCUCUGUCAUUUGGUUUCAGGGUGCCUCCUUUUGUUGAUCUGAAUGUGAAUAGCAAUGAAGGCAAGCAUAAAAAGAGAGGAGGCGGUGGUGGAUUUGGCUACCAGAAAACCAAGAAAGUUGAGAAGUCCAAAAUCUUUAAAAACAUUAGCAAGAAAUCAUCUGACAGCAGACAGUUCUCUCACUGAAGACGCAAGUUCCUUUCAUCUUGAAUAGCUUGGCCCUGAAAUGGACUUUUUCCCCUUGCUCUAACCAAGGAAUUUUUGUAGCCUUUAGAAUUUGGCCUGAUCUGACAGGAGUAUGAAUUGGCCUGGGUUGUAAGCACUGAGCACUGUUAUUUUCAGCAAGUAUGUUUUUUUAUUUUGGGGAUAUAAAACAAACUAAUUUUCUUGGUUGCCCAAGGUCAAAGCAAGGAAUCUAUCUGGACUUUUUUAUCAUGGUACAAUAUUUUAAUUUUAAAUACAUACACACAAAUUUAUGUUAUUGUUUUAAUAUAAUUUUUUAUGCCUUU
Molecule: messenger RNA, 2409 nt
Organism: Propithecus coquereli (Coquerel's sifaka)
Lineage: Eukaryota; Metazoa; Chordata; Mammalia; Primates; Indriidae
Gene: DDX18
Product: DEAD (Asp-Glu-Ala-Asp) box polypeptide 18
Exons: 14
Coding region: 71-2086 (671 amino acids)
Biological process (GO): maturation of LSU-rRNA from tricistronic rRNA transcript (SSU-rRNA, 5.8S rRNA, LSU-rRNA)
Cellular component (GO): nucleolus
Molecular function (GO): nucleic acid binding; RNA helicase activity; ATP binding
Source: RefSeq, a predicted model, not a curated record